GGGGCUCCUAUGAGGAAAUAAGUGGAGGAGCUGUGUGUAUGUGGACGUCGACACCGUUUACAGCUCCUCUCCUCACUGUUUUAUUAGGAAAUGUUCUGCAGCUUUAGCGCUGCGAAACUACCGGCCUUCAGGAGAAUUUAUCCGGCUUCAGGGGAGCAGCAGUUCGCGGGGUUAGGGAGGAGGGUGUCGGGGCUGUAGCUCGGAGCUGAGCGGCGGCCUCAGUGCCAGCAUGGCAGCGGGCAGCGAGAGUCCGGGUUCGGCAGGCGGGGAAGACAAGCUCCCCUCCCGCAGACAGAGCGAAGCGAACAAGAAGCUGAAGUACAUCAGUUUGGCUGUUCUGGUGAUUCAGAAUGCCUCGCUCAUCCUCAGCAUCCGGUACGUGCGGACGUUACCGGGAGACCGUUUCUUCGCCACGUCUGCUGUUGUCAUGGCAGAGGUCCUUAAAGUCAUCACCUGUCUCAUCAUCCUCCUGUUUGAAAAGAAGGGAAAUAUCAGAGAUUUUGUGGCUCUGCUGUACGACUCUAUAGUGGUACAGUACAGGGACACGCUGAAGUUAGCCGUCCCAUCACUCAUCUACACCUUACAGAACAACCUGCAGUACGUGGCCAUUUCCAACUUACCAGCAGCCACGUUCCAGGUGACGUACCAGCUGAAGAUCCUGACCACGGCGUUAUUCUCAGUGCUGAUGCUGAGGAAGAGCCUGUCGCGAGUCCAGUGGGUCUCCCUGCUUCUGCUCUUCGCUGGUGUGGCCAUCGUCCAGGUGCAGCAAGACAGCAGCAAGCAGAAGGAGGCCAUCACCUCGUCCACUAACCAGAACUACGCCAAAGGCCUUGUGGCGGUGGUGGUGUCGUGCCUGUCCUCGGGCUUCGCUGGGGUUUACUUUGAGAAGAUCCUGAAGGGCAGCUCGGCCUCUGUGUGGCUCAGGAACGUGCAGCUGGGCAUUUUUGGCACUGUGCUGGGCCUGCUGGGCAUGUGGUGGAACGAUGGUGCUGCCAUCGCUGAGAAGGGCUUCACGUUUGGCUACACGUCCAUGGUGUGGGGCGUGAUCUUCAACCAGGCAUUCGGGGGCCUGCUGGUGGCGGUGGUGGUGAAGUAUGCGGACAACAUCUUGAAAGGCUUCGCCACCUCCUUCUCCAUCAUCGUGUCCACAGUUAUGUCCAUCUACCUCUUCGGUUUCCACGUGGACUUGAUGUUCACGCUGGGCGCCGGGCUGGUCAUAGGAGCCGUGUAUAUGUACAGCUUACCCAAAGCUGCGGUGCCGCCGACCAGCAGUAGCUCCUCCCUUUCCUCGUCCAGCCACAGCAGCAGAGCCAACGGCGGAGAUUCAGAGACGGAUGCGUUCCUUCCAAAGAGCCCAGAGAAGGAGAAGGGAAGCUAAAAUGUGAAGAAAAAAAAAACAAGAAAGCAUGAACGACAACAAGCAGGAACACGCUGGACCUCAGGACCAAAGGAAAAGCAAAGGAAUAAUAACUUGAUUUUUAAAAAGUGCCUUAAUGGGAUUGCAGUAUUAAUUUUGCCGUUACUAGAAAUAAUUACUUAUUUUUUAACACUUAUUAUAACAGAAUAAUUAUGCUAGUUCUUGUUUGUUUUAAACUGAAGUGAUUCUCUGCUAGAACCUUUAUAAUGUACUGUAAUUUCUCAUACAUUUCACUACUGUUCUGUUCUGUUUGGGAUCCAGCAAUUUAUACACUCAUAGGAACCCAUCAGUUAUGGUUGAGUCUGGGUGCUGAUAGAAAAACAGACACUCCAUGCAUUUCAAUUGUUUUUAUUUUUAGUGUUUUUAUGUCAUGUGUGAAUUUCCUCCAUGAUGUUUAAUGUAUGAAAUGAUAAACAUAUAAUUGUGCUGAGAUACUUUAUUUACUGUACAUUUGUGGAUCUUAUAAAUUAUAUCAUUGAUAUAAUUGUUUGAUAAUGUUAUGGGCUUAUUGUUUCACUCCCAAGUGUCCUUACAAAAGCGAGACUGAACAAACCUUCGAGGGCUGCCUAAAAAUGUGCCUUUCAUUUAUAUAAUUCUCUCUUUUAUUUAUGCAAAUAGUCUUUUGCUUAUGUCUUGAAAUGGCACUGAAUAAAUGCUUGUUUAAUA
Messenger RNA from Astyanax mexicanus (Mexican tetra), 2083 nucleotides. RefSeq names its product solute carrier family 35 member 2 (gene slc35a2). The transcript is spliced from 5 exons. The coding region runs from base 230 to 1378 and encodes 382 amino acids. Gene Ontology annotation, biological process: pyrimidine nucleotide-sugar transmembrane transport. The record is from RefSeq and is a predicted model, not a curated record. Gene Ontology annotation, cellular component: Golgi membrane. Gene Ontology annotation, molecular function: UDP-galactose transmembrane transporter activity. NCBI's taxonomy places the organism in Eukaryota, Metazoa, Chordata, Actinopteri, Characiformes, Acestrorhamphidae.